AUGCGACCCGACGAACCGCCUGUCAUUGAUUUUAGUCCAUUCUAUGGCACUAAUGAAUCGCAAAAAUCGACUCUCAUCGAGCUAUUACGACAUGCCUGUGAACAAUUCGGAUUCUUCCAGCUCUUCAACCAUGGUAUCACGGAGAGCCUCCAACAAGAUGUCCUCCAGCAAAGCAAGGAGUUCUUCGAGCUCCCCUUGGAAGUAAAGGAGAAAUACAACAAAGAUAUCGACGGCUUCAACCGUGGCUACGAACCCCUCCGUUCGCAAAACUUCGAAAAACUAGGAAAAGGCGACCUCAAAGAAGGCUUCUACAUGGGCAAACACCUCCCCUUCGAAGACCCCUACGUCCUCGCCAAACGAUUCGGCCAAGGCCCAAACAAGUACCCCGCGGAGCUCCGCGACCCGAAAAAAUUCCAGAGUGUCAUGGAAGAAUAUCAUGAGAAGAUGACCAAGCUAGCGGAGAACCUUCUCCAGGUUUUGGCAGCGACGCUGGACCUGCCGAGCACCUUUUUUGAUGAUUUUUGCGAGCAUCCGGUUGCUGCGUUACGGCUUUUGCAUUAUCCGCCGCAGGAUGUUGCAGGGGAGGUUGAGAAGGGAAUCGGCGCCCACACAGACUUCGGCGCAAUCACAAUCCUCCUGCAGGACAGCACCGGCGGUCUACAAGUAUGGAAUAACCUUGCCACGGAAUGGGUCGACAUAACCCCUCUCCCGGGGGCGUACGUCGUGAACUUGGGUAACAUGAUGAUGCGCUGGACGAAUGAUCGCUAUUUGUCCAAUUUGCAUCGGGUGAGUAACAAAGAUGGUCAUGAGCGUUUUAGCGUGCCAUUUUUCUUCUCCGGGAACCCGGAUUAUAUCGUGCGGUGUUUGCCUAGUUGUGUUGAUCACACCGCGGCUGCAACGGGGUCCAGCGGAGCUGAUACCGGGGCUAAGUAUCCCCCUGUCUCUGUGCAUGAUUGGAUGACGGGCAGGUUUGCGGAUACGUAUAACUCCGGCGAGAAGGGGUUCGGGGAUCUCCGUGGGAGUGUUGUUGCUGAGAUGAAGUAG
This is a messenger RNA of Penicillium argentinense, 1044 nucleotides long. RefSeq names its product isopenicillin N synthase family dioxygenase. The transcript is spliced from 4 exons. The record is from RefSeq and is a predicted model, not a curated record. Lineage: Eukaryota; Fungi; Ascomycota; Eurotiomycetes; Eurotiales; Aspergillaceae. Gene Ontology annotation, molecular function: dioxygenase activity. The coding region runs from base 1 to 1044 and encodes 347 amino acids.